UUGUCAGAUUAUAAAUUCUUAUACAAAUUUGCUCUGUGAUUUUAUGAUAAUCAAAUUGAUGUGAAUUAUUUUUUUUAUGUGAAUCUGGGGUUUUAAUUAUAGUAUUAUUACAGAGAUUUAUAGGGUAUUUCAUGGCCUAUCAAAUGAAAUUGAACUUGAACUUUCUGUGUAUGCGUGGUUUGCUUAUUUGGUCUGGGUGAAUGACUGAAAGAAAAUUGGUCUAUUUGUAAAGUUUUCAUUGUCAACUGUAGUUCUAGUUGAGAAGGGGCUGACUGUUGUUCAAAUUGGUGUAUUUCUAAAGUUUUCAUUGUCAGAAGGGGCUGGCUUAUGCAAAAAACAACAACCAUUGAUUGGUUUUAAAGUAUUCAGCUUCCACCGAUUAUAGAUUGUAUGCCAUACAUCGAAAUAGAAUAGAUGAAAUUGAGUUUUACAUGACAUGUAUUAUUGAAUAGGGAACCAAAUAUCUCAUGGUUGUAUGCAUUUGUCAUUUGGUUCAUAGUUGUCAGCUGGUAUGCAUUUGUCAUUUGGCUCAUAGUUGUCAGCUGGUAACUCUUAGUCUUAUUAGGUACUUGCGUCAGUACACAGUAGAAUUCCGCAGACAUAUGUUUUCUGAUUUUGCGUAUGGUGUUUUAUUGUUGGAUUUGUUAACUGUUUUAGGUUCUAAUAUGCGACGUGUAAUGAGUUAUUGCCAACUAACUUUCAGGAUAUGCACACCUCCUUCUUUUAAAGUUAUCGAGCCUUGUAGCAUCUAGAUAACUGAUUGAUUCAUAACUCAUCACAUUUUAACGCCGUCUUCUUUUAUUUUCGAAAUUCUGCUAAUAGUGUGCCCCCAAUCAUGCUAUUAAGUGAUCUAUUUGAGCUUCAUCGGCUUAAAUUUCCAGAUAUAAGUUGGUUGACCCUUCUUUCAUAUUCAGGUGGUGUCCAAUUUCGUCUUACAUAUUCAGGUGGCGUCCAGUUUCGUCAUUCGUAUUCAGGUGGUGUCCAGUUUUGUCUUUCAUGAUGAAGCUCAUGUCUUGUGCUUGAGAACUUAUUUUGAUCUGUAAUUUUCGAUGUUUCCGUACUGUUAUUAAGCUCACGAGUCUUGGGAACAGUUAUUUAGAAAAUCAUGCAGCUAUAUCAUCAUCCGUACUCUAUGGACAGCCAGAAAGUCAGGCUCGCCUUGGAAGAAAAGGGUAUUGAUUACACAUCAAACCACGCCAAUCCUCUCACAGGAAAGAACAUGGAUUCCUCAUUCUUCCGUAUGAACCCAACUGCCAAACUCCCUGUUUUCCAGAAUGGUGCUCACAUUUUGUUUGAUACCAUUGAAAUAAUCAAGUAUAUAGAGAGAGUGGUGGAAGUCUCUUCAGGGGUUGAGACUAAUACCAGUAAUGACAGAGAAAUCAAUGAGUGGAUGCAAAAGAUUCAAAGAUGGAACCCCAAGAUAUUCACACUCUCCCACGUCCCUGAUAAGUAUCGUCUCUUUGUAUCCAAAUUCCUUCGCCGCGUGGUUAUUGCUAGAAUGGCAGAAUCUCCAGAUUUAGCAAGCGUCUACCACCUGAAGCUAAGAAUUGCAUAUGAGACCGAAGACAAGUUAAAAAACGUUGAUCUUUUGAAAGAUAAUGAGGAAGAAUUAGUUCAACUUCUUGAUGAAGCGGAGGUUCAGCUGAGUGAGACAACCUACCUGGCAGGAGAAGAAUUCAGCAUGGCAGAUGUAAUGCUCAUUCCUGUUCUUGCACGGCUAUCACUCUUGGAUGUAGAAGAUGAGUACAUUGAAAGCAGGCCAAAUAUCUCCAAGUACUGGAAGGUGGUUAAACAAAGGCCUAGUUAUAAAGCAGUGAUUGGGAAUUAUUUCUCUGGCUGGAGAAAGUAUAGAACGCUUCUAAAGACGUGGUUGUUUGUUUGCAUCAGAAGUGUUCUGAGGAAAUAUUGAACAAAUAGUUGAGGAGAAUAAUGAUCAUCUCCCCAUGCCUGAGAGAGAAUACUAUAUACGUGUACUAUUCUGUGAUUGUACAUUGGUGAGUCUUUGAUUCUAAUAGUCCACUGGGAAAGCCGAUCAGGUAAUUGAAGAAUGGUCGGUGUUUCCUUUUCCAACAGUUUUUUCUUUGUUGGUUCAAUAGUCGAAACAAUCUGGAUUGAGAGAAUAAAAAUCACGAGUUCUCCUCGUAAUUCCCACUUGUAGUUCUUGGUGCCUGUGUAGUUUGAACGAGUACUUUUCUGUAUUUGCUGUCCUGUAUGCAUCACCUGUAAAAUCAACAUCAACAAAUUCCUUCCCC
Molecule: messenger RNA, 2252 nt
Organism: Papaver somniferum (opium poppy)
Lineage: Eukaryota; Viridiplantae; Streptophyta; Magnoliopsida; Ranunculales; Papaveraceae
Product: glutathione S-transferase TCHQD-like
Exons: 2
Coding region: 1106-1909 (267 amino acids)
Molecular function (GO): glutathione transferase activity
Source: RefSeq, a predicted model, not a curated record